This is a messenger RNA of Pecten maximus, 1470 nucleotides long. RefSeq lists its product as uncharacterized. The record is from RefSeq and is a predicted model, not a curated record. Lineage: Eukaryota; Metazoa; Mollusca; Bivalvia; Pectinida; Pectinidae. The transcript is spliced from 3 exons. Bases 762 to 1382 code for a protein of 206 amino acids.
UGCGGUGUACAUUGUAAAGCUGGUCAUUAUAAAAAUGACAGGAGUUGUAUGCAUUGCUGUGAUCCGGGAGUAAGGUACUAAUAGUUUUAAAGUCAAUACGUAUUUUUGGAAGUUUUACUUUGAUAUGAACAGAUUGCCAGGUUUUGCACCAUCCUCCUUAUAGAUGAAAGAAGGGUCAUGUCGAAGAAUUACACAGUAUCUGUACGAAAUACUCCGACUUUUGUUGUGCUAAAACUAAUAUGUCACCUUUUCUGUAAAAGUAUAUAUUUAAAAUGGUUCAUGGCAAAUACCUUAAAAAUCAACAAAGUGAUAUUUUAACUGAUUUACCGACAAGACUGUUCGGACAUUCCAGGAUAUAGCCUGUAGACUAUACAUGUCAACCUUCUUAAAGAAAACGUUUUUAAAAAGUUUCAAAUAUGACCAACCCAGAGUCAUGAAAGGAAAGCUGUGUGUAUGUACCUAACCCGACAGUGAAUACAUGUAUAGCGGCCGUGCUCCGUAAUACUUCUAUAGAACACUACGUACCUCCAUGUCUGCAUUCCGGCAAUUUGCCCGUGCGAGGGUCACGACUUGGAGGAGGGCGUUCGGCCUGUGUAAAUCGUCACAUUAAACAUGUUUUUUGGAUCAAAAUUAAUGCAAAAACGAUUUCUCAAGGGGCAAAAUUGUUUUCCAUUUUAAUGGUAAUUGUGAUUUUUUAUCUAUGAAAUCCGCUGAGAUGCUAACUUUGGACAUCAUCCCGAUUCGGCACCCCUCAGACGAGCAUGCUGUGUGACACUUGGCUUGUGUGUGUUCGCUGGUUGUGUGUGCUAGCUAGUUUACUGAUGGUAAAUACCUCAAGACCGGCUUAUCACGACUCUGGUUCCAAAGGUAAUUGGUUGACCAGGGAAGAGAUCCGGAAAGCAAGAGCGAGGUGGAAAGCGGCGAUGAUGAUGAAGACGACGGAUGACGAAGAUCUUGUCCUUCCGAAUGAUAACGGGAGUGGAUGGAUGAUGCAGAAGGAUGGAGGGAAUUACCAUUUUACACGUUAUACGGGUUCAGCAUCGAGAUUACACUCGUCUACAUGUUGCCGACUAGGGAGAGUAUCGGCUUCACGAAGGAAGCCAUGUCAUAGUGGGUACUACAACAACCAAUUGAAGGAGAAACUCCGGCGAUACCGCUUAUAUCGUUAUAAACAGCGGUUAAAGCUGCUGAGGAGUCGCCAUGGAAGUCAUUAUAGACGAAACAUUAUGAAUAAGUACCAAAGAUGUGCUCUACGUCGCAACAGUCAAUUCCAAAAAUGUUGUAAAGCCGUAUAUUACCAGAAGAAACGACGGCACAGAAACUGGCGCAUGUACGCUAGAUACCGGAACUCUCUCUAUAAACGGAAACGCCGUCGACACUGAGGAUUAUGGGUAAUAACAUUUUAAAUGCAAUUUUAAUUGUUCUCAUUCAGGUGUCAGUAAAAAUAAAUGUCUCGUUGUUGUUAUUUCA